This is a messenger RNA of Sordaria macrospora k-hell, 834 nucleotides long. RefSeq lists its product as uncharacterized. Lineage: Eukaryota; Fungi; Ascomycota; Sordariomycetes; Sordariales; Sordariaceae. The record is from RefSeq and is a predicted model, not a curated record.
AUGAAGUUCACCCUCCCUCUUGUCAUCUUCGCCGCCGUGGCCUCCGCCACCCCGGUUGCCCAGCCCAUCGCUGAGGCCGAAGCCCAGUGGUGUCGGAUCCAUGGCCAGUCCUGCUGGAAGGUCAAGCGUGUCGCCGAGGCCUUCUCCACCGCCAUCCAGGGCAUGGGUGGUCUUCCGACCAGCGACGAGUCCGGCCAUCUUCCCGCCCAGGUCGCCAAGCGCCAGGUUGACGAGCUCGCCGGCAUCAUCGCCCUCACCCAGGAGGACGUCAACGCCUACUACGACUCCCUCAACCUCCAAGACAAGUUCGCCCCCUCCACCGAGGAGGAGAAGAAGGACGAGAAGGUCGCCAAGCGCGACGCCGAGGCCGAGGCGCAAUGGUGCCGGAUCCAUGGCCAGUCGUGCUGGAAGAAGGCCAAGCGCGAGGCUGAGGCUCAGUGGUGCCGGAUCCAUGGCCAGUCUUGCUGGAAGAAGAGAGAUGCUGCUCCCGAGGCUGCUCCUGAGGCCAACCCGCAAUGGUGCCGGAUCCAUGGCCAGUCCUGCUGGAAGGCCAAGCGCGCCGCCGAGGCCGUCAUGACCGCCAUCCAGUCCGCCGAAGCCGAGUCCGCUCUCCUCCUCCGUGACACCACCUUCAGCCCCGUCGACCGUGUUGGCAAGCGCGAGGCCGAUCCCCAGUGGUGCCGCAUCCACGGCCAGUCCUGCUGGAAGCGCUAUGCCUCCCCCGAGGCGGCUUGCAACGCCCCCGACGGCUCUUGCACCAAGGCCACCCGUGACUUGCACGCCAUGUACAACGUCGCUCGUGCCAUCCUCACUGCUCACUCUGAUGAGAACUAG